This is a messenger RNA of Sungouiella intermedia, 1431 nucleotides long. NCBI's taxonomy places the organism in Eukaryota, Fungi, Ascomycota, Pichiomycetes, Serinales, Metschnikowiaceae. The record is from the annotation of a GenBank genome assembly.
AUGUCGACUGACCAAAGAUCGACCUCUCAGUUGCAAAAAGAAAUUGCUCGUAUCCGUAAUGAUCUCACUGUGAGUGCUGGUACCUUACAAAAAAUCACCAAUCAUUUUGUCAAUGAACUUGACAAAGGUUUGUCCAAAAAGGGGGGAAAUAUCCCCAUGAUUCCUGCCUGGGUCUUAGACUACCCAACGGGCGAAGAGACCGGCGAAUACUUGGCCAUUGACUUGGGAGGAACCAACUUGCGAGUAGUGAAUGUGACCUUGAAAGGGAACAAUCAGUUUGAAACAAAACAGUCCAAAUAUUCGUUGCCUGAGGGAAUUAGAACUGCGGAAGCUGACGAACUAUUCAAGUUCAUGGCCGAAUGUUUGAAAACUUUUGUGGACGAGAACUUUCCGUCUAAUUUGUCUGAGCCCAUUCCUUUAGGCUUCACUUUUUCGUAUCCCGCAUCUCAGGACAUCAUUGACGAAGGCAUUUUGCAGAGAUGGACCAAAGGAUAUGACAUCCACGGGGUCGAAGGAUACGACGUAGUACCCAUGUUGACCAAGGCUUUGAAAGAAUUGAAUGUUCCCAUUGAAGUCGUCGCAUUGAUCAAUGAUACUACGGGCACGUUGGUUGCUUCCACCUACACAGACAAGGAGACCCGGAUGGGAUUAAUUUUCGGUACCGGAGUCAACGGAGCCUACUAUGAGAGGUGUGGAGAUAUUCCGAAGUUGGAGGGCAAGCUCGUAGACGAUAUUUCCGACAAUACUCCAAUGGCUAUCAACUGCGAGUAUGGAUCUUUCGAUAACGAACAUGCCGUGUUACCGAGAACGAAGUAUGAUAUUCGUAUUGACGAUGAGUCGCCUCGCCCUGGUCAACAGUCAUUUGAAAAAAUGAUUUCUGGCUAUUACAUGGGUGAGGUAUUGAGAAUGCUCAUUCUUGACUUGGCAGAGAAGAAACUCAUUUUUGGCGAUAAUGGCUACAAGCAAUUACAAGAACCUUAUGUCAUGGACUCGAGUUUCCCGUCACUAUUCGACCUGGACACUUCAGACGAAUUAGAUAAUUCAAAGAAAAAGUUGCAACUGCUAGGAGUUGAGUCUACUUACGAAGAUCGUCAAGCUCUCAAAGAAUUGGCUUCAUUUGUUGGAGAAAGAGCAGCCCGACUCGCAGUAUGUGGCAUCGCUGCCAUUUGCAAGAAGAGAAACUACAAGACUGCUCAUUGUGCUGCUGACGGGUCUGUUUAUGAAAAAUACCCAGGUUUCAAGGAGAGAGCAGCAAGAGCGUUGAGAGACAUCUUCCAAUGGAGUGAGAAGGAUGAUCCCAUUGUGAUUGUACAUGCUGAGGAUGGAUCUGGAGUGGGAGCUGCGGUUAUCGCUGCCUUGACACAGAAGAGGGUGAAUCAAGGGAAGAGUGUGGGUACUAAGUCCAAAAUGGAGAGUAAGGUGAAUAAAUGA